GGGUCAAAACACGAAAUUUAGCCUCUCGGCGUCUUGGGUCCUUCGUGCCGCUCUGCGAGCUGCGAGGGUUUCGCCUCGCCGCCGUUGGCCCGGCCUACGCCGACUGACCUACUGUGCUCUCCCAUUCAACGGGGCUGCGGGCGGACGCAGGGGAAGAAGGUCGCCGAGGGCCUCGCCGCCCAAUGGAUCCCGCCGCAAAUCAGGUCGCCCGAGGCAACAAAUGGACCAGAGCUCCGCAGCUCGGGGACCUCGUCCUCGCCAAGGUCAAGGGUUACCCUUUCUGGCCAGCCAAGGUGAGCAGGCCGGAGGAUUGGAAUCAGGAGCCUGCUCCACGCAAGUUCUUUGUUCUUUUCUUCGGCACCAGAGAGAUUGCUUUUGUAGCUUUGCAUGAUCUCUUGCCGUUUACAGAAGAGGUGAAGAGUGACCUGGUAAAUCAAGCUCGAGAGAAACGAUUCCCGAAAAGACAUGCAAAAGGUCUUGAAGAAGCCUUGGUGGAGGUACAGAAGGCCUAUGAUGAACUCCCAAAAUCAUCUGAAACUUCCAAUGGUUUGUUUCCUAAUCGAACUCCUGAUCCAAUUGAAAAACCUACAGAGCCCCUUGUAAAGCCACCUACUGAUGGUUGGACUCCAAAACUGGAACAAAUUGAUGAUUUUGAUGGGAGGUACCUGAGCCUCAAAAGAGAGGAGAGAGAUGUCCCAAAAUCAUCUGAAACUGCCAAUGGUUUGUUGCAUGAUCAAACUCCUGAUCCGGUUGAAAAACCUACAGAGCCCCUUGUAAAGCCACCUACUGAUGGUGGGACUACAAAACUGGAACAAAUUGAUGAUUUCGAUGGGAGGUACCCGAGCCUCAAAAGAAAAGAGAGAGAUGUCCCAAAAUCAUCUGAAACUGCCAAUGGUUUGUUGCGUGAUCGAACUCCCGAUCCGAUUGAAAAACCUACAGAGCCCCUUGUAAAGCAACCUGCUGAACUGGAACAAACUGAUGAUUUCCAUGAGAGGUACCUGAGCCUCAAAAGAGAAGAGAGAGAUGUCCCAAAAUCAUCUGAAACUGCCAAUGGUUUGUUGCAUGAUCGAACUCCCGAUCCGAUUGAAAAAACUACAGAGCCCCUUGUAAAGCAACCUGCUGAACUGGAACAAACUGAUGAUUUCCAUGGGAGGUACCUGAGCCUCAAAAGAGAAGAGAGAGACGUCCCAAAGUCAUCUGAAACUGCCAAUGGUUUGUUGCAUGAUCGAACUCCUGAUCUGAUUGAAAAACCUACAGAGCCCCUUGUAAAGCAACCUGCUGAUGGUGGGACUCCAAAACUGGAACAAACUGAUGAUUCCCAUGCGAGGUACCCGAGCCUUAAAAGCGAAAAGAGAGUUCGGUAUGCUGGCAUUGAGGAGAGGAACUUGGAGGAUCCCUAUGGCAUACCAAGAUGCAUUGCUGCGCUUGAAGGAUUGCCGGAUUUACAAAUGGAAGAUGUGCUAAAAGCAGCUGACCUCUUCACCGACAACAAGGGCAAUCGAGAAGUCUUCCUCUCUUUUCAAGUAAUGCAUUUCGGCUUGGUUGGGUAAGAAGAAAAAUUCAGAACACCUAGUGAAAUGGCUAUGGAAAUAUAAACUAGUGCAAUGUUAAUGGUAGCAAAUUAUCAUGUAGUGCUAAGGCGUCGAGCUAAGUUUUGUGUGUAUGUGCCCCUGGGAAGGUGUGCUAGUACUAAUGCAACAAAUCCUUUUAAUUGAAUUGAAUAUAACUAGUUGCAGCAUAAA
Messenger RNA from Aegilops tauschii subsp. strangulata, 1742 nucleotides. RefSeq lists its product as uncharacterized. Lineage: Eukaryota; Viridiplantae; Streptophyta; Magnoliopsida; Poales; Poaceae. The record is from RefSeq and is a predicted model, not a curated record.